This is a messenger RNA of Cladophialophora bantiana CBS 173.52, 513 nucleotides long. RefSeq lists its product as uncharacterized. The transcript is spliced from 2 exons. The record is from RefSeq and is a predicted model, not a curated record. NCBI's taxonomy places the organism in Eukaryota, Fungi, Ascomycota, Eurotiomycetes, Chaetothyriales, Herpotrichiellaceae. Bases 1 to 513 code for a protein of 170 amino acids.
AUGAUCGAGCUUAAAGAAGACGACCAGCGCGCCGUUGAAGCAAUGCUCCGCUUUAUGUAUGGCUGUGAUCGCGACAGCGGCAUUAAUUAUGAUGGCCCGAUAUCUCCUAUGCUCUUCAAUACGGAAGUGUACAAAGUUGCAGAUAAAUAUCGAGUCUCAGCUCUCACACAGCUGUCAAAAAGAAGAAUUCAAGACGACUUUCCGCGUGUCAUCAGAGGCGUCUACGGUCCCUCCCAAUGCCAGAAGCCCCAGGAGACGAUCGCUCACAUUUCCCACGAGCAGAUGAAGGUGUUGCAGAAGAAGGACAGCUUUUUGCGCGUUCUUCAGGAAACAAGUGGAUUUGCGGCAGACCUCGUUCUGCUCCAAGCCAAAGCAAUUACAAGCCAAACAUCCCAAAUAUCGAUGCCCCAAUUGCGAUGGACAGUUCGAAGCGAAACUUCUCGGUGCAAAUUAUGCUGCCUGAUAUGCGGCACAGGCCGUCUUGAGUCGGACUUGAGGUUACAUUUGCUGUAA